This is a messenger RNA of Phytophthora sojae, 1428 nucleotides long. RefSeq names its product phosphatidylserine synthase. The record is from RefSeq and is a predicted model, not a curated record. Gene Ontology annotation, molecular function: L-serine-phosphatidylethanolamine phosphatidyltransferase activity. Lineage: Eukaryota; Oomycota; Peronosporomycetes; Peronosporales; Peronosporaceae. The coding region runs from base 1 to 1428 and encodes 475 amino acids. The transcript has 4 exons. Gene Ontology annotation, biological process: phosphatidylserine biosynthetic process.
AUGGCGACGGAAGACCCCAGUAGCAGCUCCUCUCUGCGCCAGCGCAAGGGCAAGGCCAUGCCUGCGCUGGACACACAGGACACCUCGGACGGGCCCGUGACCAAGUCGUCGCCGGACUCGCAGCGCAGCAGCCCGAGACCCGAGAGCUGGUCGUACAACACGUUCCGCGCCACGCACGGCAACGAAGUCGAGGGCCUGCUGCUGUUCCCGGAGCAGCCGCGCCAGAUCUUCGUGCUGCUCCUGGUGGUGGCGGGCUUCUCGUACUACUCGUUCACGCACGACUCGCAGGACCCCGUGCAGAACGUGCGCAACGCGCUGUUCGCCGCCAUCCUCAUCUUCCUGGUCUACUGCUUCCUGCAGACGCGCGACGGGCUCAUGAUGCGUCCGCACCCCGGCGUGUGGCGCGUCGUGCACGGCUGCUCCGUCGUGUACCUGCUGCUACUGGCGGCCAUGCUGGUGCAGAACCGGGAGGGCGCCAUGAAGGCCAUGCAGUACAUCUUCCCGGAAGUCGGCAGUCGCCCCAAGACGGUCGUGCCGGCGCAGCUGCAAUGCGAGAUCAACUCGGAGUCGUUGAUGCGCGGCGUGUCGAGCAUUUGGUUCUUGGCGCAUGUGACGGGCUGGUGGGGCAAGAUGUGCAUGUUCCGCGACUGGAGGUUCUGCUGGGUGCUGAGUAUCGCCUUUGAGAUCCUGGAGCUGGCAUUCCAGUUCGUGAUUCCAGACUUCCAGGAGUGCUGGUGGGAUUCGCUGCUGCUCGACAUGCUGGGAGCGAACAUGCUCGGUAUGUGCCUCGGUCGUGUGACGUUGUGGCUGCUGGAGUCGAAGGAGUACGACUGGUCCGGUCGCCGCGGCAAGAAGAUGGGUUACUUCCGCUUGGCGCUCAACCAGUUCACCCCGUUCAGCUGGGAGCAAUACCACUGGGAGGUGUUCUCGAGCUUCAAGCGCUUCGCGGAGAUCGUGUUCGCGAUGCUGCUGUGUCUCAUUACGGAGCUGAACGCCUUCUUCAUGCUCACGACGCUCAGCAUCCCCAAGGAGAGCAACUUCAACUCGUACAGACUGCUCCUUGUGUUCCUGAUCGGCAUUCCUGCAGCUGCUGAGUACUACGAGUUCAUCACAAACCCAGAAUGCUGGCGUCUGGGGCAGAACUCGUGGAUGAUCUUGUCAAUCGCGACGUUCGAGAUUCUGGUGUGGGUCAAGUUCUCGGCUAACGGAGUUUUGUUCACGCAACCUCCGCCGCCGCUCGUCAUGUACCCGAUCCUGGCGUUCGUGAUUAUGUUUUCGGUCUGGAUGCUACUCUUCUUCCGCAAUGCCCCCCGCCAACCGUCAUCUCGCCGCGCACGUGGACUCGUUACCGGCUGGGGAUACCUCGACGUGCUGUUUUGGGCGUCGUUCACGCCGCUAGUGUUCCUUACUUCCCAGUGGGCAUUUUGA